Stegastes partitus (bicolor damselfish) is the source of this 3188-nucleotide messenger RNA. Its product is annotated as trichohyalin. The record is from RefSeq and is a predicted model, not a curated record. The coding region runs from base 1 to 792 and encodes 263 amino acids. The transcript has 7 exons. NCBI's taxonomy places the organism in Eukaryota, Metazoa, Chordata, Actinopteri, Pomacentridae.
AUGGUGACGAUUUGUUUCUCCCUCGCCUGCCCUUCUACGACGCCACGAAAGCGCCAGGUGCGUUUUUCAGCGCGGCAUGACAUCAUCCUUCUGCGGGAGGUCAUCGCCCAGAACCCCUUUGCGUCCAAAGAACCAGGACGAAUCUGGGCCCGCGUGGGCGAGAUUAUCACCGCGGCCCUCCAAGAGGAAAACUUUGAGGUGGAUGCCAGGAGGUGCAGAGAGAGGACCAUGCUGCUGCUAGACUACUACAAGAAACAAGACUUCCCCAGUCUGCGCAGGUUUGGAACAGAGAGGUUGUACGCUCAGAAGGAGGAUCUGCUCCAUGAGGUUUUGGAGCUGGAGGCUGAGAAAGGGCUCCUGGUCAGCGGGGAGAGCACCAAGUACCAGGAUGAUGAGCGGAGAAAUCGAGCCAUAGAAGAACUAACUCUUCCCGAACCGGACAAACCCAACAUCACGAUCACACACACGUCCGCUGCAGAACAAGAAGACGACCGCGAAGAAACGGCAGAGCUUUCAGCAGCUCCCACAGCCAAGCGGCCCUGCCAGUGUUGCUGCCAGACCUACUCCGAGAUUCUCAGCUUUCUGGAGAAACGCUCAGAGGCAGAGCAACGGCUUCGAGAGGAGGAGCUCGCCCUGCGCCGAGAGGAACUAGAGAUUCAGAGAAGCAAGAUCGCUCUGGAGAGAGAACGUCUGGGAGCUGAGAGGAAGGAGAGGGAGCGAAGAUUUGAGCUCGAGAGUCAAGAGAGGCAGGUCAUCUUGGAUCUAUUAAAAGAAAAGGUGCUGAAAGGCUGACAAAGACAAACUGGAUCACCUGGAUUUUAAUGCCAUCUUUCACAAAGUGUAUGUGUGGGUUGGGAAGGGCAUAGCUGACCGCUAAAAAAAAGAGGAAGGAAAACAGCAAAACUGGAAGUGAGGAGAUCAAAGAGAGGAACAGUGAGUUGAUAUUUAAUAUGGAUGGCCUAAAUGCAGAAUGACCAAUUGCCUUUAUCUAUUUUAUAAAUAAUACAUAAUACAAAUAAGCAAUUUUUGUGAGCGUUAACCCACACAAGUACAUACAUUUGCUUAAAAAAGUAUUCACACCCCUUCACUUAAAAAAAAAAAACAUUUUGUGAUGCUUUAGAUUUAAUUAAAAAAUAUAGACUGAUUAAAAAUUGGCAUUUGUUUCCAAUUAAUUUACACCCAAUAUUCCAUAUUAACAAUUUGGAAAUUCUUGCUAAUUUACAAAACAUUAGAAAUGGAAAUCUCUCAUUUGCAAAAGUUUUCAGACUCUUUUUUUUGUAGCCAAGGACGUGACCAAGAAUAGACUCGAAUAGACUCCCACUCUGAGUAAAAGACAAAUGGCAGCCUGUCUGGAGUUUGUCAAAUGGCUUUUACACGACUUUCAGAGCUCAAGAAAAAAAGAUUCUCUAAUUUAAUGAAGCCAAAAUUAAACUCUUUGGGCAGGACUCCAAGCACGGCAGUAUAUCUGGCAAACACUUGGCCGAUCCCAUGCCUACGGUGAAGCACAGAGGUGGCAGCAUCAUACAAUGGGGUUGCUUCUCAGGGACAGGGAGGUUUGUCAGAACUGAAGGGAGAAUGAAUUCAAUCAGAAGAGAUUUUGAAGAAACCUGAGCCAGAAUGUAGUGACCUAAGAGUGGGGUUAUAAUUCACCUUUCAGCAUGACAGUGACUCAAAGGAGACAGUUAAGGUAACGCUGACGUGACUUAUGGACCACUCUCUGACUGUUCUUGAUUGGCCCAACCAAAGCCCAGACUGAAGGCCUACAGAAUAUCAAUAGAGGCCUGAAGGUUGUUGUUUACAAAUGCUUCCCAUUCAAUCUGAUUAUGCUUUGGAGGAUGUGCUAGAAAGAAUGGAAUAAACUGCCCAAUUCUAGGUGAGCUACGUCUGUAGAAACCUCCUCAAGAAGACCUGACAUUGUGGUUGCUGCCCAAUAAGAGGUUUCUGUUUGUGAUUUUUAAUAAAUUUGCAAAACUUUUACUUUGGCAUUUUCCAAUACUGAGUAUAAAAGAGAAAAACUUCCAAAGUUAUUGAUUUAAAGUCAACUCUGCAGCACAAUAAAGUGCAGAACAACUUAGGGGGUUUGAAUACCUUUUGAAGCGACUGUAGACCUGACAGAACCGAUGACAGCAUCGAGAUUUGCCAAAACUUACUGCUCAGACCCAGUUCACAUACGUGUUAAUAGACCCUCCCUGUGUUUUAUUCCUCAUGACACGGUCUGCAUAAAGAUCCUAAAGCACUGCAAUUACUUGAGUGUCUUUUAAGAAAUGGAAUGUAGAAGUGGGUGCGGUGCAGCCUCUUAGGUGUGGUGACCCACUGAGCCAAAACUGUCAGACGGGAUCACGGUGUGCCAAGACGGCAUGUUGCACAAAGUCGAUAAAUGCCUUUCCUCGUGUUGUGUGACACUAACAGCAGCAUGAGUCCCGAUUACAGCAUAAAGAACACGAUUCCCUGUAGUGUCAGAUUGAUAAAAAAAUUAAAAAACUGAAGAACAAGAAAGGAAUAUAUUUAAGCAAUGAAGUCAUAGUGCAGCUCAAGCUUUUGCAAACUGUGUAGCAUAUGCCAUAUUACCACUUUACACGUCGUAUUCAGCCACUUUCUAUUUGAAGACAUUUUAAUUAAAUAGAAAUUAACCUAUAUUUUACUGAGUCGGUUGCUAUAUUUUGACUGGUAAGCACUUUUUUACUGCAGAAAUCCUCACUAACAAGCCAUGAACUCCAUAUUCUGUAAAGAUUACAAAGACUGUUGACAAUUUUCUGACAAUAAACUAUGAUGUGAUAAAGUCAUAAUGACGAGUGAUAAUAUCACAUUAUCUAUGUGCUAGAUUUCUUUCGCUGUAAGUGAUUAGCCAAACAUCUACAGUUUACGUUGCUCAACCAAGGUACAGUUCACGGUCACAGAAUGUUGCAUAGAUGUGGAGAACAUGACAGAAGCACUUGAUUUUAUACAUUCAGCUGAUUUAUAGGUUGUUUAUUUUUUUUAUUGGUCAUAGGUGAUUAAAUGUUCUGGCUCUUAUUACAUGACAUACCUUAUGUACAUUAUUCUUAAAGAAUGCUUCAAAUUAAAUUGUGAUUACAGUAAGUCCCCACAACAUGGCCUACACUGUAUAAAAUGAAAGCUCGUAAAGAGUGUUUGUUAACCUACAAACUGUUUUGAUUUUUGUUCUGCCAAUAAAACACAUAGUAAGCAAA